Messenger RNA from Funneliformis geosporum, 990 nucleotides. The record is from the annotation of a GenBank genome assembly. Lineage: Eukaryota; Fungi; Glomeromycota; Glomeromycetes; Glomerales; Glomeraceae.
AUGUUCCGAGAUUCUCAAUGGGUCGAUCAAAAAUCAAAACAAAAAAAGACUAAACGUAAACACAUCGAUUCAACAAUUUCCGACAAUUCCUCGACAAAUUCUAAAAUCAGUCAACGUAGUGAUAACGAAAUGGAUACAAACAGUCAAGAAUUUUAUGAUCCUUUGCCGCCUUCAGAUUCCAAAGAAUUACGAAAUAUUGAAGGGGGAGAAUAUUUUUUACCAAGCGCUGACAAAAAUAUUGAAAGAUUACAAAUGCAGCAUUUUUUAUUCAGAUGUAUUUGGCAAUCAAAUUAUUCUGCCCCAGUGGAAGAAUUUUUCGAGUCUAGUGGCGCAAAGGUAUUGGAUGUUCAAUGUGGUAGUGGUGUUUGGAUGAGCGAUCUAGCCAUCGAGUUUCCUAAUUCGACAUUUGUCGGCGUAGAUGAUGAUGCAGACCGUGCUAGAAUAGAAAUUCAAUUACCUAAUGCCGCAUUUCUUCAUCACAAUAUAAAAGAUGGAUUACCCUUUCCCGAUGAUACCUUUGAUUUUGUCCAUCAAAGAUUUUUUACUUCUGUGAGUGAAGUUGAUUGGCGAAAAUAUAUGUUGCUGGACAUGAUUAGAGUAUUGAAACCUGGAGGAUUGAUAGAGUUAAUGGAAAUGUCUCCUUUGGAUAAUGUUGAUGAUAAAUUUAAUUUAUCGAAAGAAAUUUAUCAAUUGAAUCCUUCCGGAUUUCAACAAGCCUUAAAAUCCACCAAAUUGAUUAAAUCCAUAGAAUCAGAGUACAGGAUUACUCCACUCUUUGGCGGAAGAGCUUCUCAACUGGUUUGUCAAAAUAUAUUUAAACGAUUUGAAACAAAGAAAAAAGAAUUUUGUGAAUUUUUGAAUUUAAACGAAUCAGAACUUGAUGAGAAUUUAGAGAAGAUGCGCGAAGAAGUCAUUACACACAAUACCUUUUGGUUUACGGAAAAAAGAUAUGAAUUACCAUCUAUUUAUAUGAUCAAAAUCGAAUCUUAA